Messenger RNA from Cordyceps militaris CM01, 654 nucleotides. RefSeq lists its product as uncharacterized. The coding region runs from base 1 to 654 and encodes 217 amino acids. Lineage: Eukaryota; Fungi; Ascomycota; Sordariomycetes; Hypocreales; Cordycipitaceae. The transcript has 2 exons. The record is from RefSeq and is a predicted model, not a curated record.
AUGAAGGCCGUAUUCUUCUCUCUCGCCGCUCUGGCUCUCACUGCCCUUGCGGCUCCCACCGUCCAGGGCAGCACGGCCGUCGGGACAGUCGCCGUCCGCGACAGCGCCGUUGUCGUCGACAAGCGCGACGGCGAGGACGCUGCCGACCUCAUCAAGGCCCUGACGGAGGGCAACAGCAACAUCAAGGACAUCACCGGCUCCAUCAACUCCACCCUCGCCGGCGUCCAGUCCGGCAAGACGUCCAAGGACGAGGCCGCGACGCAGACCACCGACGAUCUGCAGAACCUCCUCGACGAGCUCGCCGGCAUCCUCAGCCAGGUCCUCAACAAGGUCGGCAUCAGCACCACCAAGGGCGAGUUCCAGACCAUCCUCGGCGAGGUCGAGGCUCUGCUGACCGAGGUGCUCUCCACCGUCAAGGUCCUGCUGGCCCUGCUCGGUGCCCUGCCCGCCCUCAACUCCAUUGUGCAGUCCGUCCUCACCCUGCUGUCCAAGAUUCUGAUUACGCUCAUUGCCGCGCUCGGCACCGCCAUCAUCCCCGGUCUGCUCUCGAUCCUGUCGCCGCUCCUGGCCGCGCUCGGCACUGGUCUCGUCGGCCCCCUGCUGUCAGUCGUCGCUGGCCUCGUGGCCGGCAUUGCUCCUCCCACCGGUGUUUAA